CUUCCGGAGAAAAGAAAAGUGAAAGUAUUUGGAGCAGAUCGUGCAGGAAGCUGAAGACAGUGCUUGCUGCCUCCCUCCAUCUCCGUCCAGACACUUCAGAUGUGCUGGCCAACUCUCGUUCAUCCUGUCCGAUCACCAUGAUGUCACCAAUGUAACUGAUCGGUGUGAUGUUCUGUGGGAUGUCCAGGUGAUCCAGAUCUCUUCUAUUUUAUGACAAAGGACAGGUACCACACUUGAGAGAUCAAUCAAUUGGUAGACAUUUUCCUCAGAGCUCCAGGGAGGCACAAAGGGAAUAAACGUCUGCUCAAGGUUGAUCCUGGGCCAGCUCCAUGACCCAGUGGGGCUGGCAGUGGAAGAUGGCGAGUGGAGGCAGCCAGCUCAGCCGCAGUUAUGACGGAUGUACACCUGACAGCAGCAAGACCUUCUGAGGAACCGAACGUCGACUACAGUUUAUCAUGCAAAUAUCUAUAUAUACACAAACGAGUUUCUUUUCUUAAAAAAAGAAAAAAAAAGUACAAAAUGUGUUCAGGGGAUAAAUACAAGAUAUAAAAUGCAAACGAAAACACACACAAAAAAAACCCCAAAAUGGAAAGAUAGAACUCUCCCAGAGAACUAUAAAUGGAAGGGACAGGGGAGGAACCCUGCUGUGUUUCGAGGCCGCAGAACCACUGAUAUUGAAGAUGCUUAUUGAAACGACCGAACCGAAGCCGGGUGGCUCAGUGCUUGACCGCCCAGCCCAUCACGCCCCGCUCUGCUGCUGCACUGACAGGAUGUUCACAGAGAACCAGAACCUAGAAGACCAAACCCCAGAGGAGCAGGCUUUCUAUGAAUUUAUUUUUACGUUCUUCAAAGAGAAUAAGGUGGAGAUUGCAAGUGCAAUAAAUAAGCCAUUUCCUCUCCUUAUGGGCCUCCGAGACCGUGGCUUUAUCUCUGAGCAAAAGUACGAAAAUUAUGAAGAAGCUUGUAGUAAUCGGGUCCCAGUGCAAAAUGUGGUCUAUCGUGUGCUCUGUGAACUGGAGAAGACAUUUGACAAGACAGUUCUGGAUGCACUGUUCAGCAACACAAACCUAAAGGCCUAUCCUGACUUACUUGAGAUCUGCAGAAGCUUCCAAAAUGUGAUUUAUGACAACUUCUAUCAUGAAGCCAUUAAUGAAGAAGAGACAAAGGAAAUGUUCCACUUACAAGUACCCCACCAGUUAGAGUCCUGUGAACACUCACUUCCCCAAAUGAAUAAUGUCAGAGCACUGGAAGAGACAUCCAGCUUACUGCCUAAUGAGGGGCGAGCUCCCCAGAUGAUCAGUGAAGGAGAACUAGUGGAAGUGCCCAGGCAAGUGCUAUGUGACGGGGAAGCAGAAGGUAACAGUGCCUGUUUAGAAAUGUGUAAUGAAGAAGAACCUCAGGAAGACUUGAACUCAUUACCAGAAAGUGAAUCAGUCUCUGCAGCGACCUAUGAUCCCAGAGUUUCCCCAGUGACUAAUGAAGGAGAACUAGAGGAGAUGCCCAGUCAGCCAGCAGAAGAGGGACAAGCUCCCCAGAUGAUCAGUGAAGGAGAACUAGUGGAAGUGCCCAGGCAAGUGCUAUGUGACGGGGAAGCAGAAGGUAACAGUGCCUGUUUAGAAAUGUGUAAUGAAGAAGAACCUCAGGAAGACUUGAACUCAUUACCAGAAAGUGAAUCAGCGACCUAUGAUCCCAGAGUUUCCCCAGUGACUAAUGAAGGAGAACUAGAGGAGAUGCCCAGUCAGCCAGCAGAAGAGGGACAAGCUCCCCAGAUGAUCAGUGAAGGAGAACUAGUGGAAGUGCCCGGGCAAGUGCUAUGUGACGGGGAAGCAGAAGGUAACAGUGCCUGUUUAGAAAUGUGUGAUGAAGAAGAACCUCAGGAAGACUUGAACUCAUUACCAGAAAGUGAAUCAGUAUCUGGAAAACUAGAAACUCUCCAAAUGAAUAGAGAGGAAGAAUCAGAAGAGCUUAGUUCCAGACUACUACUCUGUGAUGGAGAAGAAGCUGAGCUACCAGCAGAUGGAAAUGAAAAGUGUUCCUGUGUUAUGUGCUUUUCAAAAGAUGUGCCAGAAGGUCCUGAAAGUAGCCAAACAUGUGACAUGAGGGAUACUGUGGGUCUUGAAAACACCUCUUCUUCGGGAAGACUCAAGAGGAAGAGAAGAAAAAAGAAAGGACAUGCCUGGACAAGGAUUAAAAGGAGAUAUCAGGGAAGAGUAAAUCAAAAAGAAAGAAGCGACACUGCUGACCAGUUGGUCUCCAGUGAGAGAAAAGUGAAAAAACGUCUGCAAAGAAGUGCCAAGAUCAGGGGGAAAAGGAGAGGCAGAAUUCAUAGUGAAAGGGCCCCACAGAAAAGAUUCCAGUCAAGAGGGUCAAGAAGGCGCAGAGAUGAUAGUGUGGAUUUUCACUCUCAAAUACUUCCUGUCACCUGUGGUAAGGUGAAGGGGAUGUUAUAUAAGAAGAGACUGAAACAAGGAGUCUUGGAGAAGUGUAUACAGAGUGAGGAUGGAAGAUGGUUCACCCCCAAGGAAUUUGAAGCCAAAGGAGGCCACGAAAAAUCAAAGAACUGGAGGAUGAGUGUGCGUUGUGGUGGGAGGCCCCUACGAUGGCUAAUGGAGAAAGAACUUCUACACAAUCCUCCAAGAAAAUAUUUCAGGAGAAGAAAGAAAAUACCAAGGACUCAUGACAACAUCUUGGUUGACCCUCAACUGGGAAACUCCAACAUAUGUGAGAUGUGCCGGAGAGGAGGAAAGCUGUUCUGCUGUGAUACUUGUUCGAGAUCUUUUCAUGAAUACUGUCACAUCCCACCUGUGGAAAUUGAGAGGAGCCCAUGGAGUUGCACCAUCUGCAGGAUGGAGUCUUUUGGAAGGCAGCCAUGUCACAGGGAAUCUGAGGCCCUGGAGAGACAGAUGCAGCCUGAGGAGCAGUUGAAAUGUGAGUUCCUCCUCUUGAAGAUUUAUUGCCAUUCAGAGAGCUCAUUUUUUUCGAAGAUCCCAUAUUAUUACUAUAUUAGAGAGGUUUCUCAAAACCUGAAGGAACCCAUGUGGUUGGACAAAAUCAAGAAGAAGUUGAAUGAACAGGGUUAUCGCCAAGUAGGGGACUUCGUGCAGGACAUGCGUCUCAUCUUUCAGAACCACAGGGUGUCUUACAAGUACAAUGACUUUGGCCUAAUGGGACUUAGACUGGAAAAAAAAUUCGAGAGGAAAUUCAAGGAAGUGUUUGCUAUUGAAGAAACAAAUGAGAGCAGUUCACAGGCAUAGUGGAGGGUGUUGGUAUCCUGGAAAAUUCCCUUUUGGGGCAGAAAUUUCAUCUCCCAUCCGCUGUGAGGAUUGGCUGUGGAUGCCACCCUUCCCCCAAAAUAUCACGUUCUGCCAAUGCCAGCUUCAUUUGGAGUUAACACCUCUUGGACCCAGCCCCAAGGUGGGACCAAUGUGUGGUGUGAUUCAUGCUCGUGCACCCCCCAGAAGAUCAAGCUAGAGCUAGCCUCUAGCUGCGACCACAUCCAUGCUUGGUUUUUCCCACCAUGCCAUCCUUCUUCCCUCUCCUUUCUUCUCCUGAAAAACUUCUCAUAAUAAAUCACUUACUAAAGAGA
Mustela lutreola (European mink) is the source of this 3586-nucleotide messenger RNA. RefSeq names its product SP140 nuclear body protein (gene SP140). NCBI's taxonomy places the organism in Eukaryota, Metazoa, Chordata, Mammalia, Carnivora, Mustelidae. The record is from RefSeq and is a predicted model, not a curated record. The transcript is spliced from 31 exons. Bases 681 to 3254 code for a protein of 857 amino acids. Gene Ontology annotation, cellular component: nucleus. Gene Ontology annotation, molecular function: DNA-binding transcription factor activity, RNA polymerase II-specific; protein binding; DNA binding. Gene Ontology annotation, biological process: regulation of transcription by RNA polymerase II.